AUGAGUAGCCGCCACCAUCACCAUCAUAGCAACCGGCACAAGGGAUAUGAGGAUCCAUGUGAUAUGCGAGCCAGGUUCGUCAGUAAGGACCUCCACGAGAAGAAUGAGGCACGAUUCUUAGAAGUAGUCCAGACUGCUUGUAGACUUCAUGAUGACUAUGUGGAUUUGAGUACUGCUAUAAAGCAGACUAUGGAUGAAACCUAUGGACCCACAUGGCACGUUGUUGUAGGACCAAACUUUGCUAGCCACAUAAUGCACGAGAAAUGCGCUUUUGCCCACAUUAAAUGCAAUGGCCUAUCUUUUCUCAUCUACAAAUAUGGAUAG
Rodentolepis nana is the source of this 324-nucleotide messenger RNA. The record is from the annotation of a GenBank genome assembly. Lineage: Eukaryota; Metazoa; Platyhelminthes; Cestoda; Cyclophyllidea; Hymenolepididae.